Molecule: messenger RNA, 6173 nt
Organism: Eriocheir sinensis (Chinese mitten crab)
Lineage: Eukaryota; Metazoa; Arthropoda; Malacostraca; Decapoda; Varunidae
Product: GATOR complex protein Iml1-like
Exons: 30
Coding region: 420-5288 (1622 amino acids)
Biological process (GO): cellular response to amino acid starvation; positive regulation of autophagy; intracellular signal transduction
Cellular component (GO): lysosomal membrane; GATOR1 complex
Molecular function (GO): GTPase activator activity
Source: RefSeq, a predicted model, not a curated record
ACUGGUGAGGAGUAAACAACAGAAGGAGAACCCAACCAGCCUCCUAAAACACUCGGAAGAAGAAGAAGAAAUUAUAUCAUACACUCCUGAGCAACCUGCAGCUUCAGGGGCCUAGAGGUCAUGGUUAUAUGGCCUAUCCAGCUCCCUAAGACACUGCAGGAGGAGGAGGCCGACGCUCGUAUCAUUCCGACGGAGGCUGCUGGAGUUAGUUCCCAGCAACCCAUGUAACCACAGUUUCCGAGAGGGAGAGAAGACGGUGUGAUGCUGUGCUGUAGAGUGCAAAUAUAAUGCCUGGAGACAGCAGACCCAUGGAGCAACAACCUGAAUGAUGUGCUUGACCUGCCACGCCACAUCGUCUUUAGUUAGCACCACCACCACCUCCACUUCCACCACCACCUGCCAACACACUGCCCUCCACCAUGAACAAGCUGAAGCUACAGAGCCACCAGAAAAACUACAGGGAGGAGGACCUGCUGGUCAAUGUGAAGGACUUGGGGCCGGACGUGAAGGCUGGCGAUGUCAUCGAGAUCUACCACCCUGAGGAUGACCUGCCGCGCCUCCUCCUGAAGAUUCCCUCCACCCUGGAGGACAUCAACCUGCAGAAAGACACCAUCAGCAUUGAGCAGAGCAUCGCCGCCACCUUCCAGCUGCGUAACUACAAGGAUGUAAUUGUGAACACCGUGGAGCCCAAGGCAGUGGAGCUGGAGUUGGUGGAGCUGACCUUCAAGGACCAGUACCUCGGCCGCUCAGACAUGUGGAGACUCAAGAUGCACCUCGCAAACUCAGUCGUGUACCUCAACAAGAAGAUAGAGUUCUGUACCAGCAGCAUACGCUCGCAGGUGUACGAGAUGUGGGCCCAGGGCGGCAAGGUGGCCUGCGGAGUGGUCACCGACAGCACUAAGGUGGUGUACCGCUCCUCCACCAGCAUGGUCUACCUCUUCAUCCAGAUGAGCUCCGAGAUGUGGGACUUCGAUCUCUACGGUGACCUCUACUUUGAGAAGGCAGUCAAUGGCUUCCUCUCAGAGCUGUUUUUCAAGUGGAAGAAGGAAGGCAGCAACCACGACGUGACCAUUGUGUUGUUCUCCCGCACCUACUACAAGGCCUCCAGCAUAGACGAGUUCCCCUCCUACAUGCGGGAGUGCCUGCAGGAGGACUACAAGGGAAGGUUCUAUGAGGACUUCUACAGAGUUGCGGUGCAGAAUGAACGCUACGACGACUGGUCCCCAACACUGACACGUCUGCGCCGCAUGUUCAACAAUUACCUGCCCAGCGUCCUGCACCACCACCGCCAGCCGGGGGUGUCCGUGCCCGAGGCUGUCAACUCAUCAGCCUCGCAGGGAAACUUUCUCGAGGUCCUCAACAUAUCACUCAAUGUGUUUGAGAAGCACUACCUGGAUCGUAGCUUUGACCGCACUGGGCAGGUAUCUGUGGUGGUGACUCCUGGUGUGGGGGUGUUUGAGGUGGACCGGGAGCUCACCAACAUCACCAAACAACGCAUCAUCGACAAUGGUGUUGGCUCUGACCUUGUGUGUGUCGGGGAGCAGCCCCUGCAUGCUGUGCCCCUGCUGAAGUUCCACAACAAGAAGGGCGGUGUGAACGCAGAUGACUACAGCAUGCCACACACCUGGAUCAACCUCAGCUUCUACUCAGCCAAGAAGAAGCUGGGCUACGGCACCUUCACGCCGCGCAUCAAGCUGCCGCCUGAGAAGCUCAAGUCAGCACGGCGGGAGCGGCAGGACUGCCUGGCCUCAGCGCCCUGUAUGAAGCCAGCUCUCCAGGACACUGCGCUGCCCAACUCCAUCUUUGACUACGACACUUAUGAUGCGCAGGUCUUCAGGUUGCCAAGCAGUCACAAUAAUAAGACUUACCGCAGCCUGCAGCGCACCACCACAAGGAAGAAAAACAUCCCCGGGCAGCCACCAACCUCCACCUCAGUGCAGCCACUCACUAGGGUCAGCCUCCACCGCAAGCUGUCCGACCCUGACCUCUACAGUGGCAUGGAGCAGAUAUCCAGUUCCCUGGUGGCCAUUGGGACAUCAGUGAGCUCAGUGAUGGACAAGACACCGGCCAUCAACAUUCCCGCUCGCAUCACUGAGAACAAGACGUACUCACAGUCCUUUGGGGCCCUCAAUGUUGAAGGAGUACAGCGUCCACGCACACAGGCUCUGUAUGAGGGGGAGGAGACGUCCCCGUCACACUCCAUCAAGGUGGGCUCCUCUAAUGGCGCCUCCCCCUGCGAGAGGACACAGCUGACCAAGAACAAGCCCGUGAGCACCCAUCGGCCAGGGAGGUCACUCAUCAACCCCUUUGACCCCUCACAUGUGACCAUCAAGCUGACCUCAAACCGAAGGAGGUGGAUACACAUCUUUCCCAAAGACCAGACCGGCGUACUGAUCCAGCAGCACCACUACCAAGUCAACACCAGCAGGGUAAGAGAACAGCCAUCACCACUGCUUCUGGACAGACCCUCCUCCUCCUUCUCCUCCUCCCUCCCACUACCUCCUCCUCCACCUUGCUCCUCCUCCUCCUCCUCCUUCCAUCUCCCUCCUUCUCUUCCUCCUCCACUUCACUCCUUUCCCCUCCUCCUCCCCCACCUCGCUCUUCCUCCUCCACCUCGCUCCUCCUCUUCCUUCCUUCUCCCUCCUUCUCUUCCUCCUCCACUUCACUCCUUUCCCCUCCUCCUCCACUUCACUCCUUUCCCCUCCUCCUCCACUUCACUCCUUUCCCCUCCUCCUCCACUUCACUCCUUUCCCCUCCUCCUCCUCCUCCUCGUUCCUCCCCAUCACCCCUCCCGUCAUGCAGGAGUGGACUGGAAGAGCCUCACGCUGCCUGCCUGCCUUCCCAUCACCACGGACUACUUCCCCGAGGACCAGAGUCUGCACAACGACUACGUGGUCGCCGACUAUAACCUGCUGGUGGACGAGCCCGAUGAGUCCGUCCGCAGACCCCUCACCACCAAGAUGGUCUUCCUCGAACUGGUCUCGCAACGACUGGCACAGGGCUUCCAGAUGAUCAUGCUGGGGGAGAGGGCUGGUGUCGGGGGUGCUGUGGCUGGGGAGCUGGGGGCCGGGGGAACAGCUGGCUACUCUGGGGUCGGGUCUUUCAUCAGGAACCGCAGCCGCACCCACCACCACACCGUGACGCAGGAAUACAGACUCUCCAUCGGGCGCAUCUUCCACAAAAUCCUUCUCUACGGGUCGACCAUCACCGUCACCAUCUACAGGCCCAGACACCCAUACCCCCAGCUGAAGCGUCAGUACAAGUAUCGUUUCCGAGCACCUGAGAUGAGCAGCUACGAGGUGUCUUGGGUCGACUUUCGCACGGAGCGACUCGAGACUUACAUGUGGAACCACCUUGACAACUACAUCUGCUUCCGGGGGGAGUCGCCUGAUUACCCACUUAUAGAUCCCCUCAAGUUCUGGCGUUUCCGAGUCCUGCUGGUGGGGGACUGUUUCCGAGUGGCCACACGCUCCAUCCAGGAGACCGAAGGGCUGACGGACAUCUACAGGAAACCACCCCUGGAGGAUCAGCAGGAGACAAUAGAAGGGUUCCUCAGGUUUAUUGAGAUCACUGUGCAUCGCCUCAAGAAGCCCGUCAACGCUCGCAAGUCCCGGAAGGUGGGGGGAGGGGGUGCCAAGGGUGGGAGGGUGUUUGGGCGCCGGCACAGUCUGGCGGCGCCCACCCUCCUCCCCUUCACCACCACCGCCACCACCACCACCAUCACCACGCCCUUCACUGCCGGCGCUGCUGCAGGGCCCAGCAGCCAGAACGUGGGUGGCAUCCGAGAGCGUCUGGGGAGUAACCGAGUGCUAGAGCGACCUCGACCCCACACUGGCACCAGGCCCUCGGAGCGGCUGCGCUUUGAGAGCGGCGGAGGGCGGGAGGUUCACACAGACACGCCAGAGAUGAAGAGCUUGUUAGAGCCAGAGGAGGAGGCCAAGGAGGAGGGAGAGAGCAAGAAGCUGGCCCUGGGCUCAUCACUGGCAGAGAUUGCCGAGGCGAUGAGGGACCCCGUGAAGGGCGUGUGCCUCCUGCAGCGCCAGCCCUGCCUGCCGGCCCUCACCUUCGUGGCCGGCGAUGCCACCGCCUGGGUGUGUGACCAUGUGGAGGGAGCUGCCUCAGAGGUGGCAGCCGUGGAACUGCUGCAGAAAAUGUUGAAGAGUGAGCUGCUCUGCCACGCAUCAGGUGACCGCCACCACCCCUUCAUCCACGGCUUCUUCCUCUACUUCCUCGUCACAGGAAACAAAGAGCAAGACCAGGUGACCCUCGACCCCCUGACCUUCCGCGAUGAAUGGCAUGAAGUGGAGGUGGAGCCGCUGCCCUCACCGCCCCGCCAGGCCCCCGCAGCACCCCCGCCCUGCCCCACCUUCCUCCAGCCUGACCUGCCCAUUCCUACACCAUGCCGGGGACGAUUCAAGCUGUACCGGACUGGGCACCUGGACCUGGACUGCAACAACCGUAGUGACCGGAUUGAGUGGGGCCACAUCAAGUACCACUCAGUGUUCAGACCUCAGCAGGCGUACGAGAUGAUUGUCCAGUGGCUGUGUGCAACGGGGACCAUCGUGACAGACCUGAUGGUUACGUGGCAGCGGAAGGCCCAGGCGUGUGGUCUCCACUUGUUCCCUGUGCCCAGCGACCCCUUCGCCCUGCCCUACUCCUGCAACUCUGACCCCCUGCGUGGCCCCAUCCUAGUGCCACUCAGUGUGUCCUGCCUGGCCCUGCCCGGCCAUGAACCCUUCGCACAGUUCCCAGCAGACUCCUGGGGCCGCCGCAUGCACCUCUUCCAGGAGGCCAUUCUGGAGCGGUUUGGGUUUGUGCCUUAUGUGACGGACGCACACAGCACCGACCCCAACCAGUUUGUCCAUGUCACUGGCAACAUGUUCGUGAUGAUCCACUCCCCUGGCUCUUGCACGCUGCCAUACACCCCAGAGGCCAACACUCGGCCUCGCACCUACUCGGCCACCAUGCCUCUCACACAGGCUGACUUCCACUAUGGAGUGUCCAGUCCACACGUGGAGUAUUUCCACCGCUUGAUCGCUGACUUGUAUUCCCACGAGAUCAGCGAACACCAGCCUGGCUUCCUAUGGACAUUCAACUACAUGCUGACACGACGCUGGAAGGUUCCACAGAUCUCCGGAGACGAGGUAUUGGCUGAGCGGAUGCUGCACGAUUUCAGGCUAUUCUGCGCCAACGACCGGAGCCGCCUCAGGGAAUUUUGGGACUCGCACCUUCCGCUCCUCUCACCACCAUCGCCUGCCACUACUGAUGAUCUUAUAAAUGAACCUUAGUGUCAUGGCGUUUGAAGCGGGAGUAAGGAAUGGGGUAGUAGUUGUGAUGGUGAUAAAGGAUGCUCUGUGCUGGAGGACGGCUGUGCUUUGUAAACUGUGGUGUUGAUAAGUCUCAUUAAAGUUUUCUGUAGAGCAUCUGUAUAUUCCUGAUGAGUUAUGGUAACACUUGCAGGGUUUGUUAGUCAGAAGCCACAUUGUAUACUUGCUUUACAGUGUUAAAUGCUCAAUAGUGUGUGUAAGCGUGUGUGUGAGAGAAAUAUUCUUGUUUGGCUUGCCUUUAAACCAUUAUACAGUGACUUGCUGACAAAGAAACAUAUAUUUUUAAGGACAUGCAUUAAAAACAAUAUAAUUUGAGACAUAAUGAAAUAUGAUGAAAGAAAUAAGUUUUCAAGGAUCUACCCAUCAAAUCCAAGAUAAUGCAGACCUUAAAAUAUGAUUUUAAACCUUGUGAAAAAGUUUUGAAGCACUAAAAAUUGAAGAUAACUUGUAAAAUGUGGUGGAUAUCAUGUUCCAUUGAUGAAGAAUGUACAUUCAAAUUCAUAUAUAUAUAUAUAUAUAUAUAUAUAUAUAUAUAUAUAUAUAUAUAUAUAUAUAUAUAUAUAUAUAUAUAUAUAUAUAUAUAUAUAUAAAAAUUAUAAAGGAUCCAAGAUAUAUGAGAUGAUUAUGGUGGAGCUAAUGUAUGCCUACCCUAUACGUUAUUAGUGUGAGAGGUGAUGCAUAAUAUUGCAUGCAGACUGUUGGCUCCCUAAGGCUGGCAAGUUUUGCUUGUUCCAGAAUGUCGCCACUCAUAUGUGUGGCUGUUGUCUGGCUGUGGUAUAUAACUUGCCAUCACUGCGAUGCUGUCAUAUUUUUAUAUUUAUCAAAAUAUUAAAUUCUUGAAGAAAA